AUGACGAAUAGCAAUAGCAACGACAGCACCAAUGUUCUGGGGGAAGUGGUCUUCAGAGCCGAGGAGACUGCCCGUCAACUAGUCGACUUGGCUAACGCUACCAAGACGAUCCACUUACAGACGCGAAGACAGAUGAACCAGCUCCAGUCCGAACUAUACCGCACAACCACCCUAUAUAGACUUAUCUACAACGACCAAAUCUGCCACCUCGAGCCAUCAUCAACCACAUUCCGCGGCCUCGCGCCGGUGGACCUCAACAUCUGCAGAUAUUCCUUUAGACGAGCCAACGAGACCCUCCGCCUCUUUCAACAGAGCCCGGUGACGGCGGGGCCGGCAGAGACAUCCCUCGCAAGCCCGCAGUACCCGAAACUCCUCCUCGAAACCCACAGGCAGGUGAAAGCUCUCAACGACGAGAUCCGCGCCGACGUCGUGCUCGCCAUCAAGCGCGUGCUCAACCAAGACCUCUUCAGCCGGGACACGCGCGCCGUGCAGCUGCGCGAUAUCGCCGUGGGGCGGGACCCGAGUCUCGAGCACGAUAUCUGGCAGAUUCGGAUCCAGAGAGGGGAUGCCCCCUUGAUCGCAAGCUUGCUCCUCGCGAGUGAUGAUAUGUGUCAUACCCCUGGCGCUGACGGAGUCGACGGCGUGUCUGUCACGGCCUCGUGCCUGCGGUUCCGCGACGCGAAUACUAUUGUCGAGACGAGGGCCAUGCCGCGGGAUGACCCGGAUAUAUGCCGCAAAACGCUCAAGCUCGCUACCUUGUUACACGCCGCGCGGUCGCCGUACCUCCUCCGCUGCACGGGCUUCCGGGUCCUCACCCAGAACCGGAAUCAAGACAGGGAGCAGGACGCGGAUCAGCGGCUGGAAUUCUUCUACGACGCCUCCCCGCUGCACGGCUGCCGCAGCGCGGAGAUCCACAGACUGUCGGAGCACCUCGGCUCGCCGACGGGCCACUUCACGCGCGGGCGGCGGGAGGCGGCGGCGAGGAUCCUCUCAGAUAAGAUCCGGUUUGCGGGACAGCUUGCGAGGGCGGUGAGCGAGCUCCAUGCUGUUGAUCGGGUGCAUGGCGCCGUGCGUGCUGAGAAUGUGUGGUUUGGGGUCAGGGGCGGGGAGUAUGAGGCCAAAGUGUCGGUGCCGUUGCUUGUCGGGGCUGGGUUCGAGGAGGGGGAGGUGAGGCGGUGUCGGGUUCGUGGUGGCGGUGAGGAUCGUGGUGAUGGGGGAGAGGCGCUGGAGGAGGGUAAGAGGAGGGAUAUAUUUGCGUUGGGGGUGUUGUUGUUGGAGAUUGGGCUGGGGAGGCCCAUUACGGAGGUUGCAUCUGCGUCUGCGACUUCGUCUUCGUCUUCGUCUACGGCCUCAUCUUCGGGCGGUUCUGGUUCUGGUGUCGGCGUUGGUGCUGUCUCUGCGGCAGAGCAUCUUGGGACGCUGAAUGCGGUCAUGGGUGGGAGGUAUACGGCUGCCGUGCGGGCGGCGUUGGAUCCGCGGCAGUUGGCUGUUGCGUUCUCGGCCAUGGAGGCAGGAGGUGGAGCAGAAGGAAGAGGAGGGGGCGGCGAGGACGAGGACGAGGACGAAGAUGAGAGCGUGUUUGGUAAGAGUGGCAGUUGUGGACUGGAUCGGGCUUUCAGGGGGGUCGUUGUCGAUGAGUUGUUGGGUGUUGUUGGGAGGGCGUGA
Messenger RNA from Colletotrichum costaricense, 1665 nucleotides. RefSeq lists its product as uncharacterized. The transcript has a single exon. The coding region runs from base 1 to 1665 and encodes 554 amino acids. The record is from RefSeq and is a predicted model, not a curated record. NCBI's taxonomy places the organism in Eukaryota, Fungi, Ascomycota, Sordariomycetes, Glomerellales, Glomerellaceae.